AUGACUACCAUGGAAGACCACAUUUCGCCAGCUUACUACUAUUACGUAGAUCCAUCAACGCUUUACCAACCACAACAACCGAACCCGCUGGAUGACCUGAUAUCCGUGUAUGGCCUUCAAGACAUAUCCCAACAGGUGGCACGCACAAACCCGGACGGCACAAAAGCAGUAAAACUGCGGAAAUCGUACAAAAACCAGAUUAAUGAUCUUUCGGGCAAGUUUUCCAUCAUACCCACCCGAGAAAACGGCAAGGGCGGCGACAUCGCGCCCGUGCUGUUCCAAAAUAACCCAGACAUGAUGAACCAAGUACAUCGGACCCCAGAUAUGAGCUCAGAACAAUGGCGCCAGCUCAUGUGCGAGCGUGACGCGUCGCUCUUCGAUGCUCAAAGCAUGGACUGGGAAGUGUGUCAAACGGUCCUUUCCCAGUUCGAAAGAAGUCAUCCUGCUGAGUUCCAGACACACGGUUUUCAGGCAGAAGACUUGGCAUUCGAUCUAGACGGUAGUGGCAACACAAUUAAGGCCAGAAAGCGCAAGAAUAGGUCUAGUGGCAGCUCUAUGGCAACGCCGAACAGUGAUCUGCAAGAGGAUAUGAAGAGAAGACGUUUGGAGUGA
Molecule: messenger RNA, 612 nt
Organism: Lachancea meyersii CBS 8951
Lineage: Eukaryota; Fungi; Ascomycota; Saccharomycetes; Saccharomycetales; Saccharomycetaceae
Source: the annotation of a GenBank genome assembly